UUUUAAAUGUUAACUCGCUCUGUUUUUGUUUAAAACGCGGGUAUUCAUCAUUUAACUGGUAUAACACGUAUAAUAAGUAACGUAUCGUUUAAAACAGUUGUCAUAUGCCUUAUUUGUAUUUCAUUCAACUUAUUUAGCUUUAGUUAGGGCAUUAAUGUGAUUGGCUAAGUUGGAUAACUGAAACUGGAACUCAGUUAAUGUAAACUUCGCGUUGUUGAUAAAUAUUUUCAUUGGGAGCGCAGAACAAUCCAACAAUGAAGACCUCAGGAAAAGCUGAAACUAACGAUGAGCGUUUACCAGUUGCUUCCCUUCGUCUUCUGGCCCCACCCCUGAGACUCGUCUCCGCCGCAGUGUGGAAGGUGAUGCAGCAGCGUGAUGUGAUGCAUUAUGGAAAGCUGGAGGAAUUUGUGACCUCAGUUUCAGAGACUGUACCUGGGUUGCUAAGUUACAGACAUCAGGCCAAGCUCACUGUGGGUCUGCAGGCACGGCUGAUCCUGGAUCAACUUCGCAUGUCCCAGUCUCCUGACCCUGAGCUCAUUCUCCCUCAGCUGGAAAGACUGCACCCUCCCACCCUAUCCAAAGGGAAAAGAAAGGACCAAAAAGUCGAAAUGGCUGUGAAGAACUUCCACACCCUUGUCCACACUCUGCUCAAGUCCCCAGCAUUGAGGAGGCAGUUCUUCCAGGAGGAGUUUGACUCUCAGUAUGGACCACAGUACGACUCUGCCCUCGAAAAGCUGCUGUGGGAGUUUCUGACCAGACUGGACCAGCUGCUUCCAGUCCCAGAUCUUGCCCAGACUGUGUCAUGGCUUAGUGCUGCCCCAGCUGUGCUGGAAGAGUGUGCACGCUCUGCAACUCAGCCACAGCUCCUCCGGACUCUGCUGCAGCAUGAGAAAUGUCUCGGACACUUGGACUCAGCGGCAUCUAUUCCUUCCUCCACUGGGGACUCUAUCCUAUCCUCCCUUUCCCUCCCUCCUUCUGGCAGGGUGCGGCACACAAACCGAUCAGGAUCAGCUCCUGUGCCGAACCUUGCCUUGAGUCCCGCUACAUCGACAGAGAAGUCCAGUAGCAGGCAAAGUAGCAGAACAGUGUCGCAAAUCGCACCUGUGAUUGGGACAAUAUCCGGUAAAGAGCUCACUCAGAGGACUUUAGGAAGAGACAGUGAAAAUGAACUGAUAAACAAAGACGCUUCCAGUUACACAAGGACAAAAUUAAGGUCAUGUCCAGCAAGCGAGAUUUUGGAGAACGUUCCAGAGGAGGAACACUUUGUUGGGAAUAUGCUGGUUACUGUAGUCAGUCAAACACCUACAAGCAGUGAAGCGGAAGACACUGAUGAAGCUCAACUGCGACCAGUGAGAAGAAGCGCCCAGAGGAGAAGUAGUAGUACAAGAGCACUGGAGCAGGACAGGAAGAUUAAAGAAGAAAGGCUUGAAGAUGACAGCAAGACAUGCUCAGGAACUGCGCAGGACAUCGUAUCCCAUGAAGGCAAGCAUCUGCCUGCUGUCCUUGCCUCCUGUAUGAAGCGUCAACUUAGAGUCGUCAUCCCAAGACUGGAUAUCAGAGAUGUUACUCAACUUGUGUCACUGAACAGCAUGAACACCAUGGCUACCACAGCCAGUGAGGAACAGAUUACAAAAUCCCCUAAGUCAGUCAUUCACAGAGCACGCAUGCACAGUAGAAAUGCUGACUCUGUGAACCGAAAGAGGAAACUCGAUUGCACAUGGACCCCUGAAAAGAGCCUGAGUGGCACAACUGAUAAGCAAGUCUGUGCUGGGUCACCCUGUAUUCCCACAGUCAUGCUUGCAAGGAUGGAUAGUUCAGAAAAGGCCUCUCCUGUAAAUGAAUCCACUGAUGACAUCGUUGUUGAUUCAGAAGAUGAAGCCACUGAGAAUGUGAAAGGCAGACUGUUUUCAACUCGAUACUGCAAGACCAAGAACAACACUUAUGUUCCCACUUUACACGAGUUCUGGACACCUGUUUUCUUUCGUCGGGACCUUGUGUCUCCAGGAAAUGGGUACAGAUGAUAUUUAUUUAAAUAGAUGUUUUGCUACUGCCAAACAACUGUGCUACCACUGAUGUAGCAUUUUUUUCUAUGUUUUGUUGAUGAGUAACUGUUUAGCACUCUUUUAAACUAUUGCAUAAAUAUACUAUAUGUUUCCCUUUUCCUAAGUAGUUAUUAUGGAGUCAGAUAUCAGUAUCUGUGUUUAUGUCAGUAUCAGUAUUUAUAACAAGAUGCUGUGCAUUAAAGGGGAAUUCCAUUGUUUUUUCUGUACAAUUCAAUCAUUGAGAUGCAAAAAAAGCUAUUCAGUGUUUUGAUGUGAAAGUGUGUGAAAAUUACUUAGAUUUCUGAAUAGUGGUGGUGAUAGAAAUUAGGGGUCAUAGUGUCUAUUACACAAAUAUAGCCAUUCGAUUUGUGUGAAGUAGCUUUUAAGGCUUUGGGUUAUUGGUUUCUAUCACUAUUUAUAUGAACAGUUCUGACUCGGUCGGUAUUUCACAUGAAAACAUUCAGAAUAACUUUGUUUCUGCAUUUACCAUUUCAUUUAUUUUGACUUGAUU
This is a messenger RNA of Colossoma macropomum (tambaqui), 2553 nucleotides long. RefSeq names its product TERF1 (TRF1)-interacting nuclear factor 2 (gene tinf2). Gene Ontology annotation, molecular function: telomeric repeat DNA binding. The record is from RefSeq and is a predicted model, not a curated record. NCBI's taxonomy places the organism in Eukaryota, Metazoa, Chordata, Actinopteri, Characiformes, Serrasalmidae. Gene Ontology annotation, biological process: telomere capping; regulation of telomere maintenance via telomere lengthening. Gene Ontology annotation, cellular component: shelterin complex.